CCAGAAGCCCAGAAGAGGAGAAACCCAGGGACGCCGCAGCCGCCGCACCACCACAGAACAGCAGAGUUGAGAGCCAGACAAGAAUCCAAACCGCCUUGCCUUCUCCUCGUCUUCUUCCUUGGCAGGCAAGGUCGGUCCAUCCGUCAAUCCAUCCUACGAUGGCGGCGCCCGUGUCCGCCCUGGAGUCCGCUUGGCAGUUGGUGAUCGCCAACUUCACCGAGUUCCAGCUCGCCACCCUCAUCACCUUCCUGCUCCACGAGACCGUCUUCUUCCUCUCCGGCCUCCCAUCCCUCCUCUUCGAGCGAUUCGGCCUCUUGGCCAAGUACAAGAUCCAGAAGAAGAGCAACACCUCUGCUUAUCAAAACAGAUGUGUCCUGCGUCUCAUUCUCUACCAUGUCUGUGUGAACUUGCCUGUCAUUAUUUUCUCCUACCCUGCCUUCAAAUUCAUGGGUCUUAGGAGCUCUCUUCCUCUGCCACACUGGACGGUUGUUGUAUCUCAAGUUCUUUUCUACUUUGUACUCGAGGAUUUCAUGUUCUAUUGGGGGCACCGGGCACUGCACACCAAAUGGCUAUACAAGCAUGUCCACAGCGUCCACCACGAAUAUGCUACGCCCUUUGGGUUAACUUCUGAAUAUGCCCACCCUGCUGAAAUUUUGUUCCUGGGAUUCGCCACGGUUGUUGGCCCUGCUCUUACUGGCCCUCAUUUGUUCACCCUAUGGAUUUGGGUGGUGUUGAGGGUAUUGGAGACGGUUGAAGCACAUAGUGGCUACCACUUCCCAUGGAGCCCAUCAAAUUUCCUGCCACUGUAUGGCGGCUCGGACUUCCAUGACUACCAUCACCGUGUGCUCUACACCAAGUCAGGGAACUACGCCUCGACUUUUGUUUACAUGGACUGGUUGUUUGGGACGGACAAGGAUUACCGCAAGGCAAAGGCUAUCGAGGAGAAGGAAGGGAAGAACCUGUAAAUCGCGAGAGCUGGUACGUGUUGUGGUAGCCAAGGCAUGAGCAACACUGGUGAUAGCAUUGGGUUCAUUGCCUGACUAUUGGUACUAGCAGUAUCCCACUCGUGGCCACGUCGCAAUGAUGAUUAAAUAAGAUAAAUAGACUCGUAUAAAUCAAUUAUAUACUGCUUAAUUGAAUUGUUUGUUUGCCGAUUAUUCCCAUAAUUAAUUAAUCCAA
This is a messenger RNA of Setaria italica (foxtail millet), 1179 nucleotides long. RefSeq names its product methylsterol monooxygenase 2-1. The coding region runs from base 159 to 965 and encodes 268 amino acids. NCBI's taxonomy places the organism in Eukaryota, Viridiplantae, Streptophyta, Magnoliopsida, Poales, Poaceae. Gene Ontology annotation, biological process: sterol biosynthetic process; 4-alpha-methyl-delta7-sterol oxidation. The transcript is spliced from 7 exons. The record is from RefSeq and is a predicted model, not a curated record. Gene Ontology annotation, molecular function: C-4 methylsterol oxidase activity; iron ion binding.